Molecule: messenger RNA, 1139 nt
Organism: Triticum dicoccoides
Lineage: Eukaryota; Viridiplantae; Streptophyta; Magnoliopsida; Poales; Poaceae
Product: oxysterol-binding protein-related protein 1B-like
Exons: 3
Coding region: 20-499 (159 amino acids)
Cellular component (GO): cytosol; membrane
Molecular function (GO): sterol binding
Source: RefSeq, a predicted model, not a curated record
UACUCAGGGGGAUAGUGUGAUGAGGAUUCUAAGCGUUGCAGCAUUUGUUGUUUCUAGUUAUGCCUCUACGGAUGGAAGGAGUUGUAAGCCCUUCAACCCUCUUCUUGGGGAGACCUAUGAAGCAGAUUAUCCAAAUAAAGGUCUUUGUUUUUUCUCAGAAAAGGUUAGUCAUCAUCCAAUGGUUGUUGCAUGCCACUGUGAGGGAAAUGGCUGGAGGUUUUGGGCAGAUAGCAACCUAAAGAGCAAGUUCUGGGGUCGCUCCAUUCAACUUGAUCCUGUUGGUGUGUUAACACUGGAGUUUGAUGAUGGUGAAGUUUUCCAGUGGAGCAAGGUGACCACUUCCAUUUACAAUCUCAUAUUGGGUAAACUGUACUGUGAUCACUAUGGUACUAUGCGCAUUCAAGGUAAUCGCGAAUAUUCAUGUAAGCUGAAGUUCAAGGAGCAGUCAAUUAUUGAUCGCAACCCUCAUCAGGUAUUUAAUAAAUUGCCUGUAUACUAGAUGUAUUUUGUAUGCUUGUUCUUCUGAUUUCUCCUUUUAUUUCCUAACUUUGCAGUUUGUUUGUCACUAAGAUGAUGCUUUUCCAUGCAUAUUAGUUAAAGCAAGUGAUGCAUCUGUGCCUUUUGGCAAGACAUAUUUUUAGCAGUUUAUAUAUAUUCAUUUGAAAGCAUAAUGGGUUCACCUUUUAACAAUGUGUAUCGAUUUCCUUUGAAAAAUAGUUGGUGUUUAAUGUGAUGUUUCUCAAAGUUUUGGCACCCAGGAAUUUUAGAAUCUAACUUGAAAAUGAUACAAGUCUUGAGCCUUAUGCUAUUAUUUUGAAAAAAAGGCAAUAUUGCGCACAAAUAAAAUAAAUAGUAUUUUGGCUCAGAAAUCAACUACUGAAUUCAAAGGACCAUUUUGACCCUAUUGUGCUCCGAAAUCAACUAUUGAAUUCAAAGGACCAUUUUGGCCCUAUAGUGCUCUGAAUAGUUUGAUCAUAUUCCAACUUCAGCCUUUUGGGCAGUGAAGCCUCAUACAGAGGGUGGGCUUUUAUCUAGAAAUAGGCUGAAAUGUUACUUGUACCACCUGAAUAAAACAGUGAGAAUUGAAAGCAUAAAGCUCAUUGACUCCCAAUCCAGAAAUGUUCCAUCCUACCAGCCAA